CAACGUCCCGUGGGGGAUAAAAGGAGCCCGGGGGUGGCCUUGGGGACAGAGAUGCCGAGCUCGUGGCUUCUGGUGGUGGCGGUGCUGGGGGGGGCCUGCGCCCUCCCCGCCCCGGAGAGCUUCUCCUACACCCAGGCGCUGGUGCAGGCUGUGGAUUCCUUCAACCAGCGCCCAGAGGUGAAGAACGCCUUCAGGCUGCUCAGCGCGGAGCCCGAGCCCGCCCCGGGCUUGGAGCUGAGCUCGCUGCAUGGAUUCAACUUCAGCAUGAUGGAGACGAGCUGUGCCAGCAGCUCCCGCAGCGACCCCGAGGACUGCGACUUCAAGGAGAACGGGCUCAUCUUGGAGUGCCUGGGGCUGGUGAAGAACACGCAGGAUUCCCCCGAGCUGGACCUGAGCUGCUCCGACGCCUCUUCUGACCCGGUUCUGGUCGAGCGCGGCCGCUUCGGGCGCUUCGUGCGCAGGAUCCGGCGCUUCCGGCCCUCGAUCAAGUUCGACCUUCGCCUGAAGGGGAGGGUGGGCCUGGGCUGAGCAAUAAAAGGGUCACAGCAGUGGCCGUGUGGGCACCGCA
Oenanthe melanoleuca is the source of this 568-nucleotide messenger RNA. RefSeq names its product cathelicidin-2-like. NCBI's taxonomy places the organism in Eukaryota, Metazoa, Chordata, Aves, Passeriformes, Muscicapidae. Gene Ontology annotation, molecular function: lipopolysaccharide binding. Bases 52 to 528 code for a protein of 158 amino acids. Gene Ontology annotation, biological process: defense response to Gram-negative bacterium; antimicrobial humoral immune response mediated by antimicrobial peptide; defense response to Gram-positive bacterium. The transcript has 4 exons. The record is from RefSeq and is a predicted model, not a curated record. Gene Ontology annotation, cellular component: extracellular region.